AUGAGCGCUAAAAGGAAAUCUGAGGCCCCGUAUCUGACUACUACCGAACUAACUGCAGCAAGAAAAAUUAUUAUCAAACACAUACAACAAAUACAAUUCAAUCAAGAAUAUAAACAACUUUUGAAAAACGAAAAUGUGUCGAAAAGGAGCGCAAUUAUGAAGCUGAACCCCUACUUAGACGAAGAUAAGAUAAUUCGCGUGGGCGGCCGCCUCCAAAACUCAAACUUACCUGCGGAAAUGAAAAACCCAAUUAUCAUACCACAUAAAGGUCGAUUAACGCAACUUUUGAUUGAAUAUUCCCAUUUAACUACACUGCAUGGAGGAGCUCGGCUAACGCUGACUUACAUACGACAGCGAUAUUGGAUCGUCGGAGGCAACAGGGCUGUCAAAACUCAACUACGAAAAUGUGUGCGCUGCCACCGUUUCACACAAACCGACAACCAUCAACUGAUGAGUAAUCUUCCGCAACAGAGAGUAACCCCAUGCCGACCCUUUACAUUUACAGGGGUUGACUACUCUGGUUACAUCGAACUGAAAAUAAACAAAGGCAGAGGUGUUAAAACUUCUAAGGGAUACAUUGCAAUAUUCAUAUGUAUGGCUACCAAAGCCGUACAUAUUGAACUUGUUUCCGAUCUCGGCACUGAAACAUUCAUAGCAGCUUUUCAACGACUAUGCGCAAGGCGUGGUACCCCUAAACAUAUGUACUCAGAUUGUGGAACUAAUUUCAUCGGCGCGGCAAAAGUGCUAGGUCAGGAAUUCAAAAACUUCAAACAAAUCAUGACACCCGAAUUUUUUGAUGAAUUAGCUAAACUGGAAGUCGAGUGGCAUUUUAACGCCCCUGCCUGGCCGAGCGCGGGCGGUUUGUGGGAAGCCGCCGUCAAAUCCAUGAAACGACAUUUACGACGAGUGCUAGGUGACCAGAAACUCACCUACGAGGAGAUGUCAACGCUACUAACAAAAAUAGAAGCCUGCUUAAACUCGAGGCCCUUGUGUCCUCUUACUGAAGAUCCAGAAGAAUUUUACAACUGUUUAACACCCGGCCAUUUCAUCACUGGCGGCGCGAUAAUGACGUUACCAUUAUCAGAUUACACUGACGUUCACAUUGGCGUACGUCGUCGAUGGCAACUUGUAGAACAAAUGUUACAACAAUAUUGGAAAAAUUGGUCCAACGAGUACCUAACACAACUGCAAACUCGGAGUAAAUGGAACAAACCUACGAAAAAUAUCAACGUCGGCGAUAUCGUAUUGAUUAAGGACAACAACUUACCUCCUGGAAAAUGGGCUUUAGGGCGGGUGCUCGAAACUCAUCCAGGUUCUGACGGAUAUGUCCGAGUUACGACCAUCAAAACUCGAACAGGAGUAACCAAACGUCCCGUAACAAAACUAUCACCUUUACCGUUGGGGUCUGAAAUCGAAAACCAAGAAGGAGAUCCCACAACUAAGGAGGAACAAAGGUCAAAUUUUGAAAGCAAAAACAAAAAAGGCAGAGAUUAA
Messenger RNA from Bombyx mori (domestic silkworm), 1494 nucleotides. RefSeq lists its product as uncharacterized. The coding region runs from base 1 to 1494 and encodes 497 amino acids. Gene Ontology annotation, molecular function: nucleic acid binding. NCBI's taxonomy places the organism in Eukaryota, Metazoa, Arthropoda, Insecta, Lepidoptera, Bombycidae. The record is from RefSeq and is a predicted model, not a curated record. The transcript has a single exon. Gene Ontology annotation, biological process: DNA integration.